Brassicogethes aeneus is the source of this 1809-nucleotide messenger RNA. The record is from the annotation of a GenBank genome assembly. Lineage: Eukaryota; Metazoa; Arthropoda; Insecta; Coleoptera; Nitidulidae.
CAUUGAUAAAAUUUGAUUACAUCGUCUUUUGUUUGUUAAACUAAGGAUAUUUGUUGAUUGCCAGAAUGAAGAUAAAAUUUGUUUUGUCGGAAAAGAAUACUGUCCUGGAAGGCCCCCCAAUUCCAAAUGACGAGGAGUCCGACGUAUGGGGACAAGGAUACAUGACACCAGCAGAUGCAACUGGCCCAAGGAGAUGGGGACAGAAGACAAAAUGGUGCAGACCCUCUUGCAUACCAAUAUCAAUAAUAUGUAUUUUGAUCUUCCUUGUAGUACUUUUGCCAUUAUUAGAUCACGCUACUGAAAAAGCCUUACAAGAAAUUAAUUCUAUUUCUGAAGAAUGUAAUUCAUGUCGGAUAUCUUUAAGAGAAAGCAUACCAAUAGGAUUAGAAUAUCCCGAUGCAGUUACUUAUCCUUCCACUUUUAUUACUUGGUUAGACCUAAUAAACUCUGCCCAGCACACCAUCGAAAUAGCCUCGUUCUAUUGGACAUUAAGACAGUCAGAAGUUUACCCAGAUCCUUCUUCCAUUAAGGGCGAACAAAUUUUCCAAUCAUUGCUAAAAGCAGGCACGGACCGCGGAAUAAAUGUUAAAAUCGCACAAAAUUACCCGUCCUCGAAUUUUCCCAACAUCGACACGGAAUUGUUGGUGAAAAGGAAAGCAGCCACUGUAAGAAGUUUAAAUUUUCCAAAAUUAAUGGGUGGAGGGGUGCUGCACACAAAAUUUUGGAUCAUUGAUAGGCAGCAUGCAUACAUUGGCAGUGCCAACAUGGAUUGGAGAUCCUUGACACAAGUCCAAGAAAUGGGUAUUCUUUUAAAAAACUGUUCUUGCCUUGCUAGGGAUCUGGGAAAGAUAUUUGAUGUCUACUGGACUUUGGGUGAAGAUGGCGCCAAAAUCCCCGAGACUUGGCCAACUUCAUUGAGCACAGAUUUUAAUAUGGAAACUCCAUUUAAUUUAAUGUUAAAUAACGAAACAUUUCAAUCUUUCAUAUCCAGUUCUCCACCACCGUUUAGUACAACAGGACGCACAAACGACAUCGAUGCUUUGGUAAACGUAAUUCACAAAGCGGAAAAGUUUAUUUAUAUCGCCGUCAUGGAUUAUUAUCCGCAAUUGAUUUACUCGCCGAAGAAAAUUUUUUGGCCCGUAAUCGACGACGCACUGAAAAGCGCUGCUAUCGAUCACCGCGUCAAAGUCAAAAUGCUGAUCAGUCGCUGGAAUCAUUCCAGAUCAUCGGAAGAUCAUUUUUUGAGAUCGCUGGCUAGCGUGAGCGGAUCGUAUCCCGGAGUUUCCAUACAAGUUCGUCACUUCAUAGUACCAUCAGACAAACAGCAAGAAAAAAUUCCUGACGCACGGGUAAAUCACAACAAAUAUAUGGUGACAGACAACACUGCGUACAUCGGGACUUCAAAUUGGUCCGGUGAUUAUUUCACUGACACCGCCGGUGUUGCGUUUGUGGUGCAUGAUCCAGUCUACGAUAGAGAUACAAAUCAUACAACUAUAAGGAGCGAAUUACAAGGGGUGUUUGAGAGAGAUUGGAAUUCUAACUAUAGUUUUCCCAUCGAUUUUGAUUUAUUAGAUAAUUAAAUGAUCGUUUUAUAUUAACGUACACUACAGUGAUUUUUUCCAAAACUAUUUGUAACUAGUUUUAAGAGAAUAAUUACUAUAAUUAUAAAACGUAUUCUUACAAAAAUAAAUUUAUGAACCAUUUAAUUAAAACUACGUCCUACACUAGUGAUUCUCAAAUAUAAUUCAUUUUGAUAUUUUCUUAAAGUUAUUGAUUCAAAACUGUCUUAGUUUUAGAAUUACUGGACAU